AUAUAUCUAUAUCUAAAACAUAUAUUUGAUGUAUAUUUAGGAGAUCUGGAAAGACUUCGCAGAUUCUGGUUUCAGGGCGCCUGUAAAUCACAGAAAAAUAAACGUAAUAUCAGUAAACCAUUGGAUGUCAACCAAUUUAUGAGCGCUUUCCUACUCCUCGGCUGUGGUAUACUAUUAACGGUAGUGUUGUUAGCGUUAGAGCACUUGUACUUCAGGUACUGCCGCCAGCAUUUGGCCAGAACUGACAGGGAUGGCUGCUUCACGCUUGUCAGCUUGAGUAUGGCCCGUUCACUCAAGUUUCACGACAAUGACGGUCGAUACGGUCGGUACCGCCACUGCUCUGACCCAAUCUGUGACACCAAACGCCGACAAACGUUACAAGAAUUGGAUUUAACAAAAUCCAAGUUAAGACAACUUCAAAGUGUGCAAACUUUUACGACCGAAAUGGAGGCCAAACAUAAUAAGCCACAGUAUUUACACAGCAAUUGUGUGCCAAACGAGUCGUACUCUAAGGCCAGAGAUAUGACCAGAAAUAUGUUGACGACUAACGACCCGAUGAUUAUCGCGCCGCACAACAAGAAGCUCUCAAAAUCGGCCGCUAUUUCAGAGUUUGAGACCGUAUUG
This is a messenger RNA of Medioppia subpectinata, 624 nucleotides long. NCBI's taxonomy places the organism in Eukaryota, Metazoa, Arthropoda, Arachnida, Sarcoptiformes, Oppiidae. The record is from the annotation of a GenBank genome assembly.